AUGGAAUGUUCAGAGGAAUGGAUUGGAGUAAGAGGAACGUGUUUCUAUUUUUCUGAUGAUACCAGAAAUUGGACAGCUAGUAAAAGAUUUUGCAGUUCACAGGGAUCAGAACUCACUCAGAUUGAUACACCAGAGGAUAUGAAAUUUUUGAAGAAGCACACAGGAAAUUCUAUGUACUGGAUUGGAUUGAGCAGAAAACUAGGAGAAUCUUGGAAAUGGACAAACGACACUACAUUUAAUGCUUGGUUUGAAAUUAGUGGGAAUGGAUCCUUUGCUUUUUUGAAUUCUGAUGGAGUCUACAGUUCCAGGGGAUUUAUUGAUAUCAAGUGGAUUUGCAGCAAGCCUCGGUAUUUCUUACUAAUUUUUGUCAAGUUUGCAAUCAAAGCAGGUCCAAAGAAUGAAUACUAUCACACAAUACUUUAG
This is a messenger RNA of Balaenoptera ricei (Rice's whale), 423 nucleotides long. It is a transcript of the gene CLEC2A, whose product is annotated as C-type lectin domain family 2 member A. Bases 1 to 423 code for a protein of 140 amino acids. The record is from RefSeq and is a predicted model, not a curated record. Lineage: Eukaryota; Metazoa; Chordata; Mammalia; Artiodactyla; Balaenopteridae. The transcript is spliced from 5 exons.